Molecule: messenger RNA, 180 nt
Organism: Jaculus jaculus (lesser Egyptian jerboa)
Lineage: Eukaryota; Metazoa; Chordata; Mammalia; Rodentia; Dipodidae
Product: keratin-associated protein 20-2-like
Exons: 1
Coding region: 1-180 (59 amino acids)
Source: RefSeq, a predicted model, not a curated record
AUGUGCUACUACGGCAACUACUAUGGAGGCCUGGGCUGCGGCUUUGGAGGCCUGGGCUACGGCUAUGGUGGCCUGGGCUAUGGCUGUGGCUGUGGCUAUGGCUCUGGAUUCGGUGGAUAUGGAUACAGUUGCUACCGUCCAUGCUGCUAUGGAAGAUACUGGUCUUCUGGCUACUACUGA